AAAUAAAAAAAUUGGGGGAGUACUUUUGAGCAGGAGCGGACCUACCAUUAAGGCAAAGUAGGCAAUUGCCUACGAGUAGGGGGCCCCCAACCAGCUGCCCCCACAGCCAGCAGCACCCCCAACUAUAAAAAUGCAUAAUUAUGUUAGCAUUCUAAACAAACAAAUAACAGAACAAAAAAGAAAGCCGUCUGAAAGCUAAAGUCAUAUUAUCUACCCCCCUCUCCCCCACACUAUAAUGGACUGAUCCAUGAUGACGGCUGUAAUGCGCCUUUAAGUUUUUUUGACAACCGACAUUCGGAAGAGGAAGAAGUCGUACGUUUGGGAGAAGGUUAGCGUAAAGCUACUUAAAAUGAAGCCAAUUUACCAGAGCGGGUUGCGAGAGGAGGCAAAAAAAUAUAUUGCCUCAUUGUCGAGAACUCAAGGUUCUUUACGGUAUCGGUAGAUAAAAUGUCAACGAGCCGACGCUAACUACCGCAGACUGUGUGCCGAAUUCCAGUCCCCGACGGAGGUGAUCCCCCCCGGUCCGCGGGACAAUUGUGGGAACACAAGCCGGUCCGUGGGUCAAACAAUGUUGGAGACAUUAGAGACAUGCUGAGUUUGGUGUUGCGACACCUCAUGUGUGAAGUCUAGGAGAAGUUACAGCAACAAGUAGGACUUUCUUUCUUUGACAUUUAUGCAAUAAAAACAUGGACAAUAAUAUGGAUGGACUUCAACAAGAUGAGCAUCCACGUUAUGUAUUUGUACAAAUAUGGAAAGCCUCGGUGGUCUAGUGGUUAGCACGUUGGCCAACACAGUAACAGCUUGGAGAUCGGGAAGAGCUGGGUGGGUUUUCUCCGGGUACUUCGGCUUCCUCCCACAUUCAAAAAAACAUGCAGGUGAGGUUAAUUGGCGACUCUAAAUUGCCCAUAGGUAUGAAUGUGAGUGUGAAUGGUUGUUUGUCUAUAUGUGCCCUGCUGGCGACCAGUCCAGGGUGUACCCCGCCUGUCAGCUGGGAUAAGCUCCAGCAUGCCCCCGCCCCCGUGAAGAAGCGGUAUAGAAAAUGGAUGGAUGGAUGGAAAACCUCCAUUUGACUUCUCUCCCAUGGAAGGCAUGGAAAUGGGGAGAAAGCAAUAGUUGACAAAGUGUUUACGUCUGAUUUUGUGUUCAAAGAGAGAAGUGCAUAUUUUGAAGCACUUUACACUUUAGUUGCUUCACAGUAUUCAUGUGUAAAUAAUCUCUCUCUCUCUGACACACACAUGAACACCCCCUCCCUUUCAACACAAACUGUCCCUGUUUCUGUUCGUCUAUCUCACACACAUCAACAUAAGUCAUCUUUGCAAACAAUUGAUUUCUCCCCAUUUCCAUGCCUUCCUCCUGACACUGUUUAUAGUUAUGACUGUUGGCAUAUAUUGUAUAGUCAUUUCUUUUGUUACAUUGUCAUUGUUCAUCUUCACCCUCAAUACAUACACACAGUCUCUUUCUCUCAGGAACACACACACAUCUGUUGUGAUGAUGUCUGGUUGUUUUUGUUCAAAAAUAAAUAUCUGGCACUUUGACAUUUUGGUGUUAUAUGUGAAACUUUAUUCUCUCAUUCUGUUGACCCCAUAUUGAUUUAGUGCACUGCAAGGUUGUAUAUUGGUAGGGGCCUUGAGGCUGCCUUUCCUGCAUUUUUGUGUUAAAAGAACAUAUGAAGAGGGCCCUCUGCUAUGUUCGCCUUAGGCCCCAAAAGUGCUAAGUCCGCCACUGCUUUUGAGUGAUCCGACACUUAUAAAUCGGCUCUCCGAAAGAGCCGGAAAUCCCAUCACUAUUGUAUAUGAUUGACUGUUAUGUAACAAAUGGAGAGGCCGAUUGCAGCGAGUCGGGCGGGGCUAGUCCCAAUAAGCCAAUCACCAAACACUCGCUCUGCAUUGAAGGAGCUGUAUAAAAUGGGGCCAGAGUAUUAGCUGACAUUUUAUGGUACAAAAUGAGUGGAUUUUAACAGCGGAAUGCGGUUAAAUGUUAAAGGUGCGAGGAGUUGUGUGUAGCGUGAAAGCUUAACGGACGAAUCCUGGAGUGAGGCUGACUUUGUCGAAAACUUCCACACGGACUUGACUCACUCACUCCCCCAAAAUGGAGAUAGCCAGCGACUGUGUGCUCGACUACUCCCGGUUAAAUCUGAACACUUUCACCGUGGACGGCGUCAGCGACGAGAAGAGGAGGAACACCACACAGCUUUACCUAAACAACAACCGGCUGUGCUCGCUGCCCUCGUCGGUAACCUUAUUCUCCAGCCUUCAGUUGCUGGACAUCAGCAACAACGGACUGUCGACGCUGAGCGAGGAUAUCACACGGCUAACCAAGCUGAGGACUCUCAUUGCCAAGAACAACUGCCUGGACGAGGUCUCGCUCCCCAAAGGCUUCGGCUCCAUGCAGCUGGAGGUGUUGAAUUUCAGCGGGAAUCGCUUCGAGGAGAUCCCGCUGCAGUGCACUAAACUACGGCGGCUACAGUCGCUGUCACUCGGCGGCAAUAGACUGAAAAGUAUCCCCGCUGAGAUCGAAAAUCUAGUCAGUCUGGAGCUUUUGUAUCUGGGCGGAAACUUCAUCACGGCCAUUCCUCCAGAAGUUGCCAACCUGCCUUACCUGAGCUACUUGGUGUUGUGUGACAACCGCAUCCAAAGUGUGCCACCACAGCUCACCAGGCUCCACUCGCUGCGCUCCCUCAGCCUCCACAACAACCUGCUCACCUACCUGCCCAGGGAGAUCCUCAGCCUGGUGCACCUGCAAGAGCUCAGUCUCCGCGGCAACCCGCUGGUGGUGCGAUUUGUCAAGGAGAUGACCUACGACCCCCCCUCGCUGCUGGAGCUGGCGGGGCGCACCAUUAAGAGCAGGAAUAUGUCCUACUCGCCACGUGACCUGCCCACCAGCCUGCUCAACUACUUGGAACUGGCCAGCAAGUGUCCCAACCCGAAAUGCGCUGGCGUGUACUUCGACUCGUGCGUACGCCAGAUUAAAUUCGUGGACUUCUGCGGCAAGUACCGGCUGCCGCUCAUGCACUACCUGUGCUCCCCGGAGUGCACAACGUCGCCGUGCAGCUCCAACCCCCAAAGCGACGCCGAGUCGGAGGACGAGAACAGCGUGCCCGCCGACCGCCUGCAGAGGGUGCUGCUGGGCUAGAAGCACGUGAACUCUUCAGUAAUUGUGCAUCUAUACAUACAGUAUGUACGGAAAAUACUCUCUAUGAGUCAUCAUAUGAACUUGUCCAUCAAUGAGCUUCAAUACUGGAUGCAACCUGCAGGAAGUGGAAAGUGUUUCUGUUCAGGGAUAUACUGUAUGGUGCUUUACAAAUCACAAUGUUUACAGUCAUGGAAGAAAUGAUUAGACCACCCGAGUUUUUUCAGCUUAUUGAUCCAUUUUAAUGCCUGCCACAACUAAAGGUACAUUUCUUUGGACAAAUCUAAUGAUGAUAACAAAUAUAGCUCAUAAGAGUUUCAUGUAAGAGCUGAUAUCUCGCAACUUCCAUGGUUUUCUUGACGAUAACCAAAAUCACUUAAGUUUUUACUUGAACAGCUAUAGCAUUGUACUGCCAAAAUAUGUAAAUCUUAUGAGCUAUUUUUGUUGUAUUUGUCCAAACAAAGGUACAUUUAGUUGUAUGAGGCUUUAAAUUGAACAAGAAACUGAAGAAACAAGGGUAGUCUAAUCAUUUUUUCCAUGACUGUACUUUUAAGGAUGACUCCUGACUUAGACGUAUUAGACGUGAGAAUGUUAAAUGUUACAGUGGCACCUGAGGGAGAAUGGCUUCUUACUAAUGUCUUUCAAUGCACCAUGAAAUGUGACAACGAUGACCAGGAAUUUUUCAUUAUGUGCGAUUAUGUGCUUUUCUUUUUCUUUUUAAUCAUAGAAGAAGUAUAUAAUGUAUAUGUAAGCUUUUUAGUCAGUGCUUUGAUACAAAUCAUUUAAAAAAGAAUGACUACGUAUUUAAUUAGCUUGCACUUGUACGGAAAAUGUAUUACUUGUUUGUAUUUGAUCACAAUAGUAAUAAAAAAAAGACUGAUCUAUAUUCUAGAAUUUGUCA
Molecule: messenger RNA, 4030 nt
Organism: Dunckerocampus dactyliophorus (ringed pipefish)
Lineage: Eukaryota; Metazoa; Chordata; Actinopteri; Syngnathiformes; Syngnathidae
Gene: lrrc58b
Product: leucine rich repeat containing 58b
Exons: 4
Coding region: 2089-3132 (347 amino acids)
Molecular function (GO): protein binding
Source: RefSeq, a predicted model, not a curated record